This is a messenger RNA of Tribolium madens (black flour beetle), 1249 nucleotides long. Its product is annotated as glyoxylate reductase/hydroxypyruvate reductase-like. The transcript is spliced from 6 exons. Gene Ontology annotation, cellular component: cytosol. NCBI's taxonomy places the organism in Eukaryota, Metazoa, Arthropoda, Insecta, Coleoptera, Tenebrionidae. The record is from RefSeq and is a predicted model, not a curated record. Gene Ontology annotation, molecular function: NAD binding; glyoxylate reductase (NADPH) activity; hydroxypyruvate reductase (NADH) activity. Bases 226 to 1194 code for a protein of 322 amino acids.
UUUAUGUGAUUUCUCAGUAAACAUUGUAUGAGAAAAUAAAUAGAUAAAAAGUUGAUUGCGUAAUACAGAUAACGAUUUUGUGGCCCACUAGUAGUAUGGAAAUUUGCCGACCAAUAAAACACUGAUCAAUAUUAGCCUAAUCUUUUUAAAGGAUGCCCUGCUUUUCUUAAAGUUUGUCUACACUGACAAACCUAACUUCUAGUCGUCUCGCUUGCAACACACACGAUGGAUCCAACUUUCGUACCUCCAAAAAUCCUAAUAACGAAUCCCACCGUCCCCCAAAUCGCACUUGACUUAUUAGGGCGAGGUUGCGAAUUAAUCCACACCAAGGAUGACAAAAGAGAGUCAAUUCUUGAAAAAGUAGCAGGUGUUGAUGCGAUCCUUUGGGCGACUAAGACAAAUCUUGAUGUAGAAAUCCUAGACAAGGCUGGCCCUCAGAUGAAGACAGUAGGGACCAUGUCGGCAGGAGUCAACAAUAUUGACGUUCCUGAAUUAAAAAGACGAGGAAUUAGAUUGGGGAAUACUCCACAGAUUCUCGACGAUGCCGUUGCCGAUGUUGCUAUUCUUUUGGCUCUGGGGGCGGCGAGAAGACUCCACGAGGGGCGCUUGAAAAUAGAAAAGAACGAGUGGACCCCCGGAUUGUCCUGGUUGUUGGGUCAAGACGUCACGAGUUCUGUUGUUGGGAUUGUGGGACUUGGGGGGAUAGGGCAAGCUAUAGUAAAAAGAAUGAAGGGUUUUUCCGUCAGGAAGUUUUUGUAUACCGGCCAUCGGGAGAAACCGGAAGGGAAGGAACUAGGGUGUGAAUUUGUUUCUCUUGAAACUUUGGUAAAAGACAGCGAUUUUGUUAUCGUUUCGUGUCCUUUGACUUCUGAGACGAAAUCGAUGUUCAACGAUUCGAUUUUUGAUAAAAUGAAAAAAACCGCUGUUUUUGUUAAUGUGAGUCGUGGAGAAGUCGUGGAUCAGGAUGCUCUGAUCCGGGCUCUCAAAUCUGGAAAAAUUUUCGCUGCUGGUCUUGAUGUUAUGACCCCAGAGCCUCUACCACCGGACCAUGAACUUGUCAAAUUACCCAAUGUUGUUUUGUUGCCCCAUUUGGGGAGUGCUACCGAGUCUACGAGGAAAGGGAUGGCCGAGAUAACCGCUCAUAAUAUUCUUCGAGGGAUUGUAGGUGAAGAGAUGUUUGCUGAAGUUUGUUGAUUUUAUUCACCAUAAAAACUUUAUACAUUUAUUACAACAGAUAUAUUGUCAGUCA